AUGGUGAGUUGGUAACGACGGUCAGCUCUGGUUUUUUAUGUUAGAAACUAUAAAUUCGAUUGAUUUCUAAACAAAAUUUUGAAAAAGAACCCAGCAAUUUCAUUCUCUCUGGUUUCUCUUCUUCUUGUGAAUUGAUUUUGGUCGGAAAAGAAAGAUUGGAAAAUGGCUGUGAAGCAAACGUUUUACUUAUCUCACGGGUCGCCGAUGAUGUCAAUAGACGAGAGCAUACAGGCAAGACAUUUUUUCCAAUCGUGGCGACACGAAACAUAUAAAGACAGGCCAAAGGCCAUUCUUAUGGUCUCCGGCCACUGGGAUACCCGUGAACCAGCCGUUAACGUCGUUGACCGCAACAACACCAUCUACGAUUUCUAUAACUUCCCCGACGCCAUGUACAAGCUCAAGUACCCAGCGCCAGGAGCUCCGGAGUUGGGGAAGCGGGUGAAGGAACUGCUAUUGGCAUCCGGCUUUAAGCAUGUUCAUGAGGAUAAAAAAAGGGGACUUGAUCAUGGUGCCUGGGUUCCAUUGAUGUUCAUGUAUCCGGGGGCUGACAUCCCAAUUUGUCAGCUUUCUAUUCAAUCAGGUCAAGAUGGUACUUACCAUUAUAACAUGGGCAGGGCAUUGGCCCCUCUCAAGGAGGAAGGCAUCCUCAUAAUUGGAUCAGGAGCUACUACUCACAACUUGAGGGACAUUUACCCUAAUGGCGCUCCUACUCCUCCUUGGGCUUUGCAGUUUGAUGCCUGGCUUAAAGAUGCUCUUCUUCAAGGAAGAUACGAAGAUGUGAAUCACUUUUAUGCGAGGGCACCUCAGGCAAAAAAGGCUCAUCCUCAUCCAGACCACUUUUACCCAUUGCAUGUGGCAAUGGGUGCUGCAGGUGAAAAUGCCAAGGCCAAACUUGUGCAUCACAGCUGGAGCAAUGGUUCCCUUUCUUAUGCUUCUUAUCAGUUCACUGCUGCCGAAUGAAUGUGCUACACUGCUUUGUUAAUUCUCCAUUCGCAGAGCAAUAAAAGCCAUAAUGCUGAAGUAUAAACUCCUGUAACUACUUCUAAGAUGUUGUUCAUAUACAAAUUUGUGCUUAUAUUAUGAUUUGUGCUUUGUUAUUAUUUUUAUGUCACAUUGCUAUGAUCCUCAAUGCAUUCAUUCUGAAAUGAGAGUUGUAUUAUAUGCUGCACUAUACAUAGUGUGGUUGUUUCAAAUGAAGUAGCAAUUGGACUCUUGUAAGAUGGA
Molecule: messenger RNA, 1224 nt
Organism: Jatropha curcas
Lineage: Eukaryota; Viridiplantae; Streptophyta; Magnoliopsida; Malpighiales; Euphorbiaceae
Gene: LIGB
Product: catalytic LigB subunit of aromatic ring-opening dioxygenase family
Molecular function (GO): zinc ion binding; dioxygenase activity; ferrous iron binding
Source: RefSeq, a predicted model, not a curated record